Messenger RNA from Mya arenaria, 571 nucleotides. RefSeq names its product putative gamma-glutamylcyclotransferase CG2811. The transcript has 4 exons. Gene Ontology annotation, molecular function: gamma-glutamylaminecyclotransferase activity. The coding region runs from base 34 to 504 and encodes 156 amino acids. The record is from RefSeq and is a predicted model, not a curated record. NCBI's taxonomy places the organism in Eukaryota, Metazoa, Mollusca, Bivalvia, Myida, Myidae.
CAUUGUAUAAUUAACUGGCUAAGAUUUAUUGUCAUGAAUGUAAAUAAUGUAUUUGUUUAUGGUACGUUAAAGAAAGGCCAACCAAACAACUAUUAUAUGGCUAAAUGUCAAAGUGCGAAAUAUUUAGGAAGUGCGGAAACCAGAGAUAGAUUCCCAUUGGUUAUCGGCGAUUGGAACCUUCCAAUGAUGGUUGAUGCCAUUUCAGCGGGCAAUAAUGUAAAAGGAGAAGUAUAUACGGUAAAUUACGAAGAUUUAGCAGCAUUGGAUGAAUUUGAAGAUUGUCCUGAGCUUUAUUUCAGAAAGGAAAUUGACAUUCUCUUGGAAGAUAAUAAAACCAAAAAUGUGCUGAAAUGCUGGACUUAUUUUUUCACAAAAGUGACAGAAAAGCUUUUAGGGCAACCUUGCUUGGACAAUUAUGACAGUUUUGGUGACCAUGGUUUUCCAUAUGAUACCAGUGAAAAUCCUGACCACCCAGCAAACCAAACAGACAUGCAGACAAGUUGACAAGUGUGAUUCAAAUUUAUUGAAGCUGAAUUUUAAUUGUUUUACAAUAAAUUUUGUUUAAUGUUCU